Molecule: messenger RNA, 1409 nt
Organism: Ooceraea biroi (clonal raider ant)
Lineage: Eukaryota; Metazoa; Arthropoda; Insecta; Hymenoptera; Formicidae
Product: odorant receptor 4
Biological process (GO): sensory perception of smell; detection of chemical stimulus involved in sensory perception of smell
Cellular component (GO): plasma membrane
Molecular function (GO): olfactory receptor activity; odorant binding
Source: RefSeq, a predicted model, not a curated record
UUGAAAGGAGAGGAUAUACCAUCCCUCAAUGACUUUUUUAUAUUCAAACGCAACUGACCAUUCGUAAAAUAAUGAUAUGUAUCGAGACCCAGCAUUUCAACAUAAAUCGUAUUCUUAUGCUGGCCGUUGGCUUAUGGCCAUACCAGCGAUCAAAAUUUGUUGAAUUUCACGUAUUCAUCUGUUACAGUAUUCUAGUUAGUUUUAUUAUAUUUCAGCUUACACCAUUCCUAACUUCAAAAUGCAAUCCUAAUCUAAUUAUGAGAACUCUCUCCUUCGUAUUAUUUGUACUUCUAUUUCUGAUUAAAUAUAAUACAUUUUGGAUUAACAUCGGUAUUGUGAAAUCUUUAUUGGAACAACUUCAGCAUAUUUGUAAUGAACUAAAAGACGAAAAUGAAAUUGCUAUUAUAAAAAAGUGUGGCAAUAACGCAAAAUGUUAUACAAUUAUACUUCUAUUGUUUGCCGUAUGCUGUAUAUUUACUAUUAUUUUGAUGCCAAUUUGGUCACGAAUUGUUGAUAAUAUUUUGCUCACCGAAUUGCAAUCACAUCGUGUGAUAGACAUCUUUAACACUGAAUAUUUUAUUGAUGAAGAAAAAUAUUAUUAUUUAAUUUUGUUACAUUUUUAUGCAACCAUUUCUAUAGGUGGAAUUGCACUCGUAGCAACAGGAACGAUGCUUAUUGCAUAUUUUAAACAUAUCUGCGGAAUGUUUAGUGUUGCCAGUUAUCGUAUCGAAAAGGCAAUGACAAUCAAUAUGCUGAAGGAUAACACUCUAGAGAAUUGGAGUAUGACAUAUAAAGAAAUAAUUUACGCCGUAGAUAUUCACCGCAAAGCUUUAAACUUUACAGGAUUUUUAAUGUCAAACAUUAAUGGAUCGAUCUUUUUUUUUAUAUUAAUUUCUGUGGUUUGCUUAAGUCUUCAUCUUUUUCAAAUUUUUCAGCUUGUAUCACAUAAAGGCGAUAUUGUAGAAAUUCUAAUUCACUUUCUAUUUAUAACAGCCAUAUUCAUGUACAUGUUUUUAUCGAAUUAUGCUGGACAAGAAGUUACGGAUAAUUAUAACCGCAUAUUUUUCACAACAUAUAAUGUUCUAUGGUAUAUAGCACCUUUACACAUUCAAAGACUACUACUUUUUAUAUUGCAAAGGGGCAGCAAGAAUUUCGGUUUAAAAGUUGGCGGAUUAUUAUUUGUAUCCUUAGAAUGUUUGGCCUCACUAACGAGUACAUCAAUAUCUUACUUUACCGUUAUGUGUUCUACACAGAAGUAAUAUGAAUAAUGUAACAUAUUGUAACAUAUUAUAAUAGAAUAGAUAAAUAUAAAACAAAUAACUAAUUACGUUGAUCUGUAAUCGUGACUAUUAAACUGUUAAAUGAAGAGAUGUAGAACGAAGAUAAUAUAUCUUUCUUUUUCGUUAUGA